ACACGAGUAUAUUUUUGUAUAAUUUAUUACUAUUGUUGGAUACAGCUCUGGAAUGAUCGACGAUAUUCUCGAUCAUUCGAUAAACGCGCCUGGGCCACUGCGACAAACUCGAAUAUUCUAGACGCGACACCCCCUCCCCCCGCUGCUGAUCUAUCCACGACGGUCCCUAUAUAUAUGGGCCGCCGCGACCGUUUGGCUCGCUAGUCACCGUAUUCUUUUGCGUUGGUAAUUUCCACGUAAUUAUUGGUGUUUUGUCGGCUGUUGCAGUGGCGCAGUACGCGACAUAUUCAUUUUAAAGCGUGGUUACCCCGAACAACGAUUUGCUAGGGACCUCGCUUACAUUUUUUGGACCUUCGUUCCGGAUAUUUUGUUAUCAAUAUGGCACCUUCAAAAUCUUCGAAACAAGAAUUAACGCGAGCACGCGUCGCAAGGGACGCGGCGUUAAAUUCAAUACGGAAAAUACAUGCACUGGCUAUGGAAGCGGACACGGAUGAGCAUAAACGACCAAUAUUUUUCGCACGUCACGGGACAUUAGAACGUGCGGUUAAGUCGUUUGAAGCGGAGCAAGGAAAUGUUCUUUCUUCACUGGUUGAAUUAAACAGGUCCGACGAAUUUACAAGUUCAGAUUUAGAAAUUACUGAGGACAUGGAAAAAAUGUGUGGAGAAAUUCAAGUGGUGUUUUCGAAAUUACGUGGAUAUCCUUCAAUUACACAUCAAGGUACAAUUGUAGAACGCGAUAAUACGUAUAAUUCUCGUGCAUCGCUGUCGUUGCCGAAGAUUGAGCUUCCAAAAUUCGACGGUAGUCUUAUCAAUUGGUGCGCGUUUCGCGAUAUGUUCACGUCACUAGUGCAUGAAAAUCGGUCAAUAACGGAUAUAGAGCGCUUUCAUUAUUUGGUGUCUUGCUUAUCAGGAUCGGCCUUGAACAUUGUCAAAUCAGUUCCACUAACCUCAGAUAAUUAUGUAAUCGCCUGGUGUGCGCUUCGGGAUCGUUAUGAUAACAAGCGGCUUCUUGCUACAGCACAUUGUGAUAAAUUAUUUUCAUUUGAACGUUUACAACGGGAAUCGGUAUCCUCGUUAUCAUCUUUUGUUAAUACUUUUCGUGAGAAUGUGGCUGCGCUAAAGGCACUUGGUGUUGUUGAUUUGUCUGGAUUCUUGCUAUUCUACAUCGGAGCCCGCGUCAUUGAUCCUGAUACUCGUCGAUUAUUUGAAGCAAGUGUACCUCAAGAAAGCAUACCGAAGCUGGAUGAACUGUUGGAUUUUGCUGCGAAUCGGUGUAAGAUUUUAGAAAACGUCGGCGCUAACACGGGUACACUGUCAGUGGGCAACAGCAGUUCUAGAAAGGGCAAGGGCGGCCAGACGUCCGUGAAGACUUCAUUAUCGACUACUGCCACUGCCAAGAAGAAAUGUGCGUUUUGCGAUCGUGAUCACCCGUUAUUUCGAUGUUUAAUGUUCAAGAGGAAAUCGGUCGCUGAACGGCGGGAGUUUGUCAUUAAGAAAGAAUUAUGUUUUGUUUGUCUACGUCCGGAUCAUGAAGCAAACUCCUGUAAGUCGGCGUACUUGUGCAAAACUUGUGAAGGACGACACAGUGUAUUGCUCCAUUUAGAUUCAAAACAUAAGGGUUCAGGGAAAACAUCAACACCUAAUGCAAUGGCAAUUUCAAAACCGAUUGAAAGCACCACGGAUCAGAACUGUACAGCUACUAACUUUUCAGGCGCUGUGAAAUCGGAUGUUAGUGUUGUACAGGCUACGGCGAUAGUGAGAAUACGAGACCAAUCUGGUGAGCUGGUGCCAGUGCGAGCUUUAUUAGAUACUGGAUCACAAAUUUCGGCCAUUACCAAUCAGUGUGCGAUCCAACUUGGUUUACCACGUCACAAGGGACGAGUGGAGGUUAGUGGUCUGGCACAGCAGCCCGUACGAACUGUUAAGGGUUCAACCAAUUGUAGCUUUAUUCCUUUGUUGUAUGAUGCACCGCAAAUAUCGGCCACCAACAUUGUAAUAUUACCAAAAAUCACCGCUCUUAUGCCGAAUCAAAAAUUACCCAUUUCAAUUCGUGAGCGAUAUGGGCAUCUUCCACUCGCUGACCCCGAUUUUGAUGUACCAGGUUCAGUAGACAUGCUGAUUGGAGGGGAUUUAUAUCCAUUCAUCUUGCAAUCGCGAUCGGAUAUUGUCCAUAGUCCCGGUCUGCCGUCAGCCUUGAACACACAGUUUGGUUGGGUAAUAGUCGGAGCCAUAGAAGGGUCAAGAGAAUACUCUACGGCUUCAUCGUUGGUGGUUCAUGCGGCAUCAGAUAAUCAAAAUAUAGGUGAGCUUUUACAGCGAUUUUGGGAAGUUGAAGAACUUGAUAUAAACCAUAGCCCAAGCACAGAAGAUGAAGCAUGUGAAAGACAUUUUCAAGAAACAGUAUCGCGGGAUUGUAAUGGAAGAUUCCAUGUUGCUUUGCCUUUCAAAUCCAUAAUUUCUAGUUCAAUGGAUAAGGGAAAUACAAAGCAUGACGCUCAUUCAUUAGGCCUAGGAUCGUCCCGGGCAUUAGCUCUGAAUCGCUUAUAUAAUCUUGAACGUCGCCUAAGUAAGGACGAAGAGCUAUAUAACGCCUAUCGUGAUUUUAUGGAUGAAUAUAUUGCACUAGGCCAUAUGAAGUUGGCUGAACGCACCGGAGAAUAUUUCAUACCACAUCACGCAGUUGUAAAACGGAAGGAGAAUGAUAUAAAAAUUCGAGUUGUUUUUGAUGCCUCCGCCCCUUCUUCGUCGGGACGUUCUCUGAAUGACUGCUUAGCAACUGGGUCUAAAUUGCAAACCGAUAUCGGUGACAUCUUGUUGCGUUGUCGAUUCUAUAAGUACAUAUUCAUAGCGGACAUAGUUAAGAUGUAUGGACAAAUAUUCGUUCGAAAAGAAGACCGUGUUUACCAACACAUUCUUUGGAGACGUUCACCACACGAGCAAGUACAGGAAUACGAGUUGUGCACUGUUACCUAUGGUAUAAAUUCAGCACCGUUUUUAGCAAUUCGCUGUCUUCUUCAAUUGGAACAAGAUAAUGGUCCAGAAUUUCCAUUGGCAAGGCAAUUUCUGCGGUCAUAUACCUAUGUGGAUGACAUUAUUGCAGGGGCCGAUACAAGGGAAGGCAUAUUGAAGGUUCAAUGUCAAGUCGUUGGGUUGUUACAGAAAGGCUGUUUUCAGCUCAGUAAAUGGGCCAGUAAUUGCCCCGAAGUAUUGGAAGGCAUUGCGAAGGAGGACUGCGCCAGUAACCCAUACUAUGAACCUCAUUCUGGACUGGCUAUAAAAAUAUUGGGACUUUACUGGGACCCGUAUGGAGAUACAUUCGGAUACAGGUCAAAUAUUACAGAGAUGCAACCUACAAAGCGAUCAGUACUAUCAGUCCUCGCUCGAUUAUAUGAUCCCAUUGGAACAUUAGGCCCAAUGGUUUUCUGGGCUAAGUGCCUAAUGCAAGAGCUAUGGCGUCAAGGACUGAACUGGGACACUCCAAUUUCCAAUGAGAUCUCUUCCAAGUGGAAUAUGUUCAUAGAAGAACUUACAUCGUUGGCGCACUUGAAGUUACUUCGUCAUAUUAGCAUUGGAAAAUGCAUAAAGGCUCAGUUAGUGGGGUUUGCAGAUGCGUCACAAAGGGGUUAUGCUGCGACGGUCUUUCUACGAGUAACGGACAAUCAAGGUCUUAUUAAAGUGCAUUUCAUUGCUUGCAAGUCAAAGGUUGCUCCGUUAAAGACAUCCAAGAUCGAUAAGUCUUUGACCAUACCCCGGUUAGAACUAUGUGCCGCACUUUUGUUAGCACGUCUCCUUUCACAUAAGAUGUCACUGUUAAAGGAAUUAGUAUCUGUACAAAGCAUCAAAGCAUUCUCUGAUUCAACGAUUGUUUUGUCAUGGUUAAAGGCCGAGCCCAAGGAUUUUAAAAUAUUUGUUACAAAUAGAGUAAACAAAAUAAAGGAGCUACUGCCACAAUGUGAGUGGAAUCACGUAAAAACUACGGAAAAUGCAGCGGACCCGGCAUCAAGAGGGUUACUCCCUAGCCAAUUAGUUGCUUCGCCGUUGCAUUUGAACGGUCCGGAAUUCUUACGGCAGCCUGAAGAACAAUGGCCGAGUCAAACUUUAACAAGACUUCCUUCCGAGCAACUUCCAGAUUACAAACAACCAGUCAAGUGUGUGUUGCAUAUUCUUAAAUGUAAAGAAUCAGAAGAGAUCUUCCGUCGUUUUUCGUCAUUAACGAGAAUGCAACGAACACUCGCGUAUGUAUGGCGCCUCAUUGACCGUUGCAAACGGAGGCCUGUAAGGAGGGGCCCACUUACUCAAAUUGAACUCAAUCGAACACUUCUUAACAUUAUUAAGCUUACGCAAAAUUUUUAUUGGGAAGACUUACGGAAGCAGUUAGAAAAUACAUCGGCAUCGAUAACCCCCAAUUCACUUGCUCAGUUGUCACCAUAUUUAGACAAGGAAGGAUUAAUACGUGUCGGCGGUCGACUUCGUUUUUCGCUUCUGACCGAGGAAGCUAAGCAUCCGGUGUUGCUCCCUAAGGCUGCUCAUGUUACGCAGUUAAUCAUAAUCCAUUAUCAUAUGAGCCUUCUACAUGCCGGUCCAAAAUUAGUUAUGGCUAUGAUUCAAAGGAAAUAUUGGAUUGUGUCAGGACGUGCCGCCAUUCGGAAAAUUAUACAUACAUGUGUUAGAUGUGUGCGCCAUAGAUCUGCUUGCCCACAACCAGUCAUGGCAGACCUGCCUCCAGUACGAGUACAGCCUCAUAGACCAUUCGCAUUCGUUGGCAUGGAUUACGGUGGACCGUUUAUUGUGAAAGAAAGCCGUCGACGAGGUGCUAAGACUAACAAGGCUUAUCUUGCUCUAUUUGUGUGUCUGUCAGUAAAGGCAGUCCAUCUGCAAGUGGUGAAGCUGCCUGUGUCCUGAUCAGAAGGUUCUUCUAUCAACCAGUUUUUUUGUAUUUUUUUUAUCAUAUUAUCUAUUUAAUGUAAAGUGGUACAAGAUGUACAAUUCCUUAUUCAUUAUUUGUUUAUUUUGUAAUUUUGAAAGCAUCCUUUCAAAGGCGGGAGAAUGUUGGAUACAGCUCUGGAAUGAUCGACGAUAUUCUCGAUCAUUCGAUAAACGCGCCUGGGCCACUGCGACAAACUCGAAUAUUCUAGACGCGACACCCCCUCCCCCCGCUGCUGAUCUAUCCACGACGGUCCCUAUAUAUAUGGGCCGCCGCGACCGUUUGGCUCGCUAGUCACCGUAUUCUUUUGCGUUGGUAAUUUCCACGUAAUUAUUGGUGUUUUGUCGGCUGUUGCAGUGGCGCAGUACGCGGUAAGAACUUUGUUGUUUAUUGUUUUUUUAUAUAUAUAUAUAUAUAUCGGUACAAUUUUUUAUAACUUUGUAUAAUAUAUUU
Molecule: messenger RNA, 5377 nt
Organism: Aphis gossypii (cotton aphid)
Lineage: Eukaryota; Metazoa; Arthropoda; Insecta; Hemiptera; Aphididae
Exons: 2
Coding region: 379-4902 (1507 amino acids)
Biological process (GO): proteolysis
Molecular function (GO): aspartic-type endopeptidase activity
Source: RefSeq, a predicted model, not a curated record